AUGCCGCCGCUGCCGGGUGAGGAGCGAGUGCUGACUGUCUUCGCCGACAUCCAUUACUAUUUCACAGCACCAAGUCCAAGGCCUCGUCGUCACCGGUUCGACAAAGGCUCUUAUCUAUAUCUCUACCAGAAUGCCGGCCAGCGCAAGAUCAGAAUCGAAGUCGCGAACAAUCCUGGGACUCCGGAACAGGAUGCUUUCAAUGGAGCUUUGGACAAGAUCCAUGUGCGACAUUCAGCGCAAUUCUCGAACCUGUGCACAAUAACGGUGGACGGACAGUCGCAAAGUUCAGCGCACAAUGUGCCUGCUUUUCCUCCCCCACCAGGUGCCGCAGCGGAAUGGGAGCUAGCCGAGGAUGAAUCACAGAGCAUGAUGCGCCUCCAUACUCUGGACAUCUACUUCUGGACCGUGGACGAUGCCAACCAGUUUCUCGAUAUCCUCGAGCGAGACCUGCCUGCAGCGCAGAUAGAAUCUGACCGGCAUCCAUAUCUCCCACCGCCUCCAAGUACCGUCAGCUCGGUGGUUCAGCAGCUGGAGACAGUGGCUAUUACCGACCCCGCAUAUCAGAACGGACAGACGCGCAACUCCCAAGCAGAAGUAGUCGCCAACCCCGCAACCAAUUACCAAGCCAUUGAUCCAUCCAGCGCCCUGCCACCUCCGCCUCCCUUGGCCGCUGCUCCGCCUCACCCGGGCCUUCAGUCUGUGUCAAGUGAGCAGCCACCAGCGGACUCUGUUAUCCCUCAGUCUGCUCCUCUGCCGUACAACCCCGCCGCGCCAGCUGCCCCGGAACCCAUCAAGCACCGUGAGAAGACCCCUCCUCCGGAAGACUACGCCACUGGCACCGGCCUCGCCGCCGCCGCCACAGCACCCGAUCAAGAAUUCCCAUUUCCCUCUUCUGCGGCCCCAGUGUCACCGGGACUGUCGUCUCUGAUCUCCUCCCCCGCCUCACCAGCACCACCAUCCAUGCCAGGAACCUACGCUUCCCCACCCCCAAGCACAGGCCUGAGCUUCUCUCCCUCGGUGACGCGGUCAGCCUCUAUCUCCAGUCCGCCGGGAGUCCCGUCGUAUCCACCUUCCUUCCUCUCCGGCGAGACCCCAGGAUACCAGCAGCACCAGCAGCAGCACCAGCCGCGCAGCUCCCUAAGCAGCACAGGAUCCAACUCCCUUACCGGUCCACCGCAAGCAACAACCAUGACGUUCGCACCCCCACCCACCGAAGCACCCACAGCAGCAGCACCAGCAGCAACAACAACAACAAUCAUGACAUUCGCCCCUCCACCUACGGAGACCGUCCCACCCACUCCCUUACAAACCCAGCCCCAGCCCCCGUAUACACAUCCGUACGGGCAAUACCAAACCCAACCCGCACACACCACCCCACCACCCCCCAUCCACCCGGCCGUAGCCAUCGCCGGCUACUCCAACUACUCAUACGAACAACAACCACCAGGCUCUAGCCCGAACCCACCGGCCGGAUACGACAUUCACCGACAGAUGUACCGACCCACGGAGGCGGAGGCCAAUUCGCGCCAUCAGAAGUAUGCCAAGGAGGCAAUGAAGAACCCCGGGGACCGGCCGCAGACAUUUGUGAAGAGCGCGUACCGAGUGGAGAAUAGUGUGAAUCGGUUUUUGAAGAAGUUGGAGAAGAGGUUAUAG
Molecule: messenger RNA, 1653 nt
Organism: Aspergillus saccharolyticus JOP 1030-1
Lineage: Eukaryota; Fungi; Ascomycota; Eurotiomycetes; Eurotiales; Aspergillaceae
Exons: 3
Coding region: 1-1653 (550 amino acids)
Source: RefSeq, a predicted model, not a curated record